AUGAAGGCCGCUCUCGUCUUCGCCUCCCUCUCCGGCCUCGCCGCCGCCGGUUUCAACAUUUUUCUCCUCCCCGCCUGCGCCCGCCACUGCGUCCUGAGCGCCGUCAGGAAGACUAAAUGCAGCGUGGUUGACAAUCAGUGCCUGUGCGGCGGGGAGGCGCAGGAGAUAAUGCGACCGUUUGUCACCGACUGCAUGGACGUGAAAUGCACUGCGGAUGAGAAGCACGGGGCCAUGAUAGCGUUCAGCGUAGCCUGCACGGAGCGCCACCCUCACGAUCCCAGCGGGCCAUGA
Molecule: messenger RNA, 291 nt
Organism: Cordyceps fumosorosea ARSEF 2679
Lineage: Eukaryota; Fungi; Ascomycota; Sordariomycetes; Hypocreales; Cordycipitaceae
Product: Extracellular membrane protein, CFEM domain protein
Exons: 2
Coding region: 1-291 (96 amino acids)
Source: RefSeq, a predicted model, not a curated record